Molecule: messenger RNA, 1781 nt
Organism: Anopheles moucheti
Lineage: Eukaryota; Metazoa; Arthropoda; Insecta; Diptera; Culicidae
Exons: 3
Coding region: 248-1060 (270 amino acids)
Source: RefSeq, a predicted model, not a curated record
CUCAAUCGUAGUAGGCGCGAAGUAACGCUGUAACGCUUCGAUAGCACAAGCUACCAAGUGUUGGUGUGAGGACAAAUCUAGUGAAGUUCAGUGAAUAAUAAUUUGCUGACGGAAACUACUGCCCCUUUACGUUCCAAAAGUGCUGCUUCAAAGCGUCAUGCUUCCGGUCAACGGUUUGCUACACAGCCACUGAAACACAUCUGCGCCGUCCGUAAACUUGACCAUCAGACAUCGCUAAAUUGAUACGAUGAACACAACCGACGAUCGUCUGCCAAAGCUGGAAUUCACGCUUUCCGAGGACGAAGAAAAUGCUCUCACACUGUACGAGGAGCUCGAGCAGACGGACAUCAAUCCGACCAACCUUAACGUGAACUGUUGCUGUGGUCUGUUGCGCACCUCACCCUUCCACCAGCCAAAGUCUUCCUCAAGCCCUACCGGGCGCCUUCAGGUGGAUCCGUUACGACACGCAGCCAAUGUACAUCAUGGCCAUCAUGAUCACCACCAUCACCAUCAGCAUACGGACGAUGCAGAUCAGGACUUUCACAUUUCUACCCGAUCCUGCGAGGAGGACGAAUGCGACAAUGCACAGAUGGCCGACAGAUGGCGCCACAACGUAACACGGCGCAACGAACGAUACCGGGCGUUUGGGUUGCUAGAGUCCAGCAUUCUGAACAGUUUCCAGCUGCAAAACUUUCGCCGCAAGACGCCGAGUGUUUUCGAUUCGUCUAGCUCUUCGGGGCAGACGAGUUGCAGUUCCACUGCAUCGAGCAUGAUCGAGGACAUUUCGGACAAGAUCGAGGAAAUCGGAAAGCUCGACACCAACAUCCAUUCGCUCAUGUACAAAUCGGUCGAGCUGCAUAAUGACAUACUGUCUUUAGAGGCAACCACCAACCGCUUAAUAGCCGAUGCGAAAAAGCUUUCGGACGACCUGGAUGAUGUCCGAUUCCUAGACGAGCUGAUAGCCAUUCUAAACGGUGACAUCGGGCCGGUGAUACAUCGCGAAUGGCCCUACAAAAUCGACACGGAUGCCCCGAUCGAAGAAGGCACGCCUGUCACCUAACCCACACGGACCCGGAGCAAUCACAGGUGCACACCAGCACCGGUGCCCGUACUGUAAGCCAUCGCGCCCGGUUUGCCACAGUACGCCCCGUGAGCCGGUCCUAUUAUGCCUUAUUACACCGAUGGAACCUCGUGACCGAAGGAGGCUUUGUAGUGCCGCGUCCAUAGUGAAAAGAGAGAAAAAAAAACAGCGAACUGCGAAGAAAAUGCUAACCUAGACUUCAAGUUUAGUUUUUUUUUUACCGAAUCGAUAGCAACACACAACUAACGUUUCCUUCUACGCACCAUGCCGAUAAGAAACCAAUGUCCACCCGAAUGCCGGGAGGGAAAACUUCAACAUCAGGCCAAAUGUCCGCGGCAUCGUCCUCGGCGAUAAUUGGCUUACGGGCCGUGGUGGAAAUCGUCGUCCACGGUCGCCUAGCUAGUCUAUCCAAUAUUCAAUUUAAUGCUUCCGGGAAUGCAGCGAUUUUGUUCCCCUCCCUUUCCCCCCCCCUCCUCCCCCCAUUUUACCGCUGUCUUGGCAGUUCUUUGACAGCUUCUUAGCCAACAUAAUUGUAAGUGCGUAUAGUACCAUUGUCAGUGUAUUUGAAAAGUAGAUCAAAUAGCGGCAUACCUCGUUCCACUGGAAGGUCGAUUAUUUUUCGCAUCGUUUGCUACCGAGGCGUGUUCCAAACUACCGCUAAUGAGCAUCAUUACAGUAGAUUAGAAAAAUUAAACCUAAG